AUGCUGGGAAAAAAGGAUGAGUUGGAGGACUGGGUUGUAUCCCACAAUCCCCAUAUUUUUGCAGUCACUAAGACCUGGCCGACACCAAAUGCCCGGGACUCCGAAAUAUCACCCCACGGAUACACAGUGUUUCGAACGGAUCGAUCAUUGUCACGUCGCGGUGGUGGAGUUAUUCAUUUUGUCCGCUCGAGUCUCCCUGUUCGAGUGAUGGAAAACUACGCCCAUUCAGAAGGAUUUGAAGAAGCCCUGUGGUGCAGAAUCAAGCUUUGUGCCGGAAAGUAUAUCACUGUUGGAGUGAUCUACGGCACACCGGCUGUUCGCGUCCCGGAGCUGUUGGACAGCAUACAGAGGUACGCCUGA
Messenger RNA from Echinostoma caproni, 360 nucleotides. Lineage: Eukaryota; Metazoa; Platyhelminthes; Trematoda; Plagiorchiida; Echinostomatidae. The record is from the annotation of a GenBank genome assembly.